Molecule: messenger RNA, 2658 nt
Organism: Fragaria vesca subsp. vesca
Lineage: Eukaryota; Viridiplantae; Streptophyta; Magnoliopsida; Rosales; Rosaceae
Product: putative disease resistance protein RGA3-like
Exons: 2
Coding region: 1-2658 (885 amino acids)
Biological process (GO): defense response to other organism
Molecular function (GO): protein binding; ADP binding
Source: RefSeq, a predicted model, not a curated record
AUGGGUGAGGCGCUCGUUUCCCGGCUUCUAGGACGAUUGACUUCGUUAACGGGGCAACUCAGAGAAGAAGAUGUGCGCCUGGGCGUGGGCGUUGAGAAUUUCAUCAUCACUCUCAGAGGCGUUCAAUCUGUCCUUGUGGAUGCAGAGGCGAGGCAAGUGGUGGACAUAUCUGUGAGACACUGGUUGGAUGGCCUGGAAAAAGUGUGCUACGAGAUGGACAACGUGUUGGAUGAGCUGAGCGUUGAAGUUAACAGAAGGAAAACACGAGCAACUGCUGCUGGUGCUACGAAGAAGAAGGUAUGCAUCCCGAUUCUCUCUGAUUCCUUUUGUUUAGGCCACUUUGGCCGGGGAAAACUGAAAAUCAUCUCCCGGAGGAUUAGAAUACUCGUUGAAAGGUUAACUGAGAUCGCUAUUCAAAGGGAUACCUUUCAAUACCGACGAAUAGAAAGAAGCGUCGGACAGAUAAAACGACAGAAGGUCCUGUCUCUUGUCAAGACAGAUAAGAUAUUUGGUCGCGAUGAGGAAUUGCAAUUGCUAUUACACAAGUUAUUUAGUGAGGGUAGUGAACAUGAAAGGCGUCCCGUUGUCAUCCCUAUAGUAGGGAUGGGAGGAAUUGGGAAAACAACUCUUGCUCGACUGGCCUAUAAUCAUCCCAUGGUAAAGACCCAUUUUGAGAAAAGAAUAUGGGUUCGUGUCUCAGACCCUUCUGAUCAGGUUCACAUUGCCAAAGCUAUCGUUGAGACUUUUGAUGUAAUCCAAAGCAAAUCAAAUGAGUUGGAAACUCUACAUCAAUGUAUAUGGUCACUGGUUGAGAAUCGGAAAUUCCUCCUUGUCCUGGAUGAUGUGUGGACCACACACUAUAGCGAUUGGGAAUACUUACAGAGAGCUUUGCAAAGAUGUGCAUUUGGCAGUAGAGUAUUAGUGACCACACGUAAUGUAGAGGUUGCUAAGAUGAUGGGAGGAACUGCAAACAUGAUUCGUUUGCAGAGGUUGAGUAACGAUGCUUGUUUUUCACUAUUCCAUGACUGUGCACAAUUUGAUAGGGAAAAAGACGGGUCAGCAGAGUAUGAAAUUCAAGAAGUUAUUGCUAGAAAGCUUGUGCAAAGGUGCUAUGGUUUGCCUCUUCUUACAAAGAUUUUAGGUAGUCUUAUGCUCUAUAAGGAAACAAUUAAAGAAUGGGAAGAUGUUUUAAAUAGUAAGAUAUGGGAAUUACAAGAGGUUGAGCAACAAAUUUUCCAAGGGCUGCUACUAAGCUACUAUGAUAUGACCCCGGCAAUCAGACCUUGUCUUUUGUACUGUGCUGUCUUCCCAAAAGAUUUUCUGUUUGAUAUGGAUAGUUUAGUUGAGUUGUGGAUGUCACAAGACUAUCUCAGUUCAGAAGAAAAUGAAGAAAAGGAAACAGUGGGUCAGAGGUACUUCGAAGAGUUAGUGAUGAGGUCUCUCUUCCAAGAUUUUGAGAAAGAUGAAGAAGGAAAUAUAAGAUGGUGCAAAAUGCAUGAUAUGGUGCAUGACUUUUUGCAGUUCCUCACCAAAAAUGAAUGUGUUACUGUGGAGAAGCAUGCUGACGAUCUAGGAGAGCCUGAUAAAAUCCAUCAUUUGACCUUGACAUGUGCAUCCCGAGAGCUGACUCGAUCGUCUUUUUCAAUAUCCAACUACCAAAAUCUCCGUACCCUCACAACUUUUGAUUCAGAAAUUUCUACCCUUGACCUAGAUUUGAUUUUGCAGUUGAAAUACCUCAGGACAUUAAGUUUGAAUUGUGAUCGUAUCCAUGAAGUUCCAACAUCCAUCGGUAGCUUGAUACAUCUGAGGUAUAUAAGUUUGUCUCACAAUCGAAUUUUCAAAGAAUUACCCUACACUAUGUGUGAGUUAUACAAUCUGCAAACCUUGCACUUAAUUUCGUGUGAGCGGCUUGAGAAACUACCUGAGGGCAUGGAUAAACUUGGCAACUUGAGGAAUCUUCAUGUAAUUGGUUGUGGGGAGUUGGUGUCCUUGCCUGGAGUGAUUGGUAAGCUGGUUUGCUUGAGGUACAUUGAUUUGUCUGCUAAUUGUUCUCUGAAAAAUCUACCAGAUGGUUUAUGUGACUUGAACAAGCUGCAAACCUUGCGCCUCAGUUGGUGUACGGGACUUGAAGCACUCCCAGAGGCCAUUGGAAAACUUAAUUAUUUGAAAAAUCUUCAUGUUGAUGGUUGUAAGAAGCUGAAGUACUUGCCAAAAGGGAUUGGUAGAUUGGAGGAUUUGAGGUAUCUUGAUUUAUCCUAUAAUCUUUUUUUGACAGAACUACCGGUAUUCAUAUGUUUUUUAUAUCGUCUGCAAACCUUGCGCCUAAACGGGUGCGAGCGACUUGUAGAAUUGCCAGAGGCCAUUGGAAAGCUGAUUGGUUUAAGGCAUCUUCAUGCUGCUGGUUGCAUUCAGCUACAGUACUUGCCAGAAGGGAUUGGUAAGUUGGUUCGGUUGAGGGAUAUUAAUUUGUCUUAUAAUGUUUCUUUGAAAUCCUUGCCCAGUACUGUUUCUAAUUUGCAUAAUCUGCAAACCUUAUGCCUUGAUGAGUGCCCCGGACUUGUUAAUGUCGAUGUCGAAAAGCUUAUUAAGGAUGAGCAGCACGAGAUAGAGGAGAUAGAGUUCUUGCAAGAGCCUCGGGAACGUGAAAGAUGUCAGUGA